CUGUGUGACUCCGGGCGCUGCACUCCGCAAUCAGCUGCGCCAAAAAACCAGCUUGCCUGUGCACCACCACCAAGGCUCCCGAUGGCUGCAAGGAUGCGGACUUCUCUGGUCGUGUGCUGCUGUGUCUUCGCGCUGCAGUGCUUCCAGGGCACGCUUUGUCUUCCAGUGCGGAGGUCUAGCAGGUACAAAGUGGCACCGGUCUCUGAAAACUUCCCGGACCUGAAGAAGAGAGGAAAAGCUCCUCACGCUCAGGAUUCGGUUAAAGAGACGAGCUUGUUGGCAAACAGCACACGGAGCCGUCCUCGCUGCGGGGUACCAGAUUACCCCGCCCAGGAGGAGGGACGAUACCGCCAGAGACGCUACGCCCUGCAUGGAGCACGUUGGGACAGGAGCGACCUCACCUAUAGGAUUGACGGAUUUCCUUGGCAGUUGGGAGAGGAAAGGGUUCGACGUGUCUUUCGGGAUGCAGCGAAGCUCUGGAGUGACGUCACCCCGCUCACCUUCACUGAGACCCGCAACGGACAUGCUGACAUUCGCAUUGACUUCAGAAGGUUAUGGCAUGGAGACAACCUUCCCUUCGAUGGCCGCGGUGGGAUUCUUGCUCAUGCCUUCUUCCCCAAAACACACCGACAAGGUGAAAUCCACUUUGACGCCGAUGAGUCAUGGACCCUCGGAAACCACAUGGGCACAGACCUUCUCCAGGUUGCUGCCCAUGAGUUCGGGCACGUCCUGGGCCUGCAGCACACCCGUGUGAAGGGCGCCAUCAUGUCCCCACACUACUUCCACUCCUCCUUCCCACCCAGGAUGAGCGAUGACGACAAGUGGGGCAUCCAGCGCCUGUACGGAUCUCGGCAAGUUCGACCCACCACCACGCCAACUACAACCCCCACCACCACUACAACCACCACCACCACCACCACAACCACUACUGAGAGCAACGAGAUCUUCCCUAGUGGACCCGAUGCCUGCAGGACAGACUUUGAUGCCGUGUCUAUGAUCCGAGGGGAGCUGUUCUUCUUUAAGUCGGGCUACGUUUGGAGGAUCAGGGACGGGCAUCUGGAAAGCGGUUACCCGGCGCUGGCGUCCCGUCACUGGAGGGGGAUUCCCAACAACAUCGAUGCCGCCUUUGAAGACAAGUCAGGGAAUAUUUGGUUCUUUCAAGGUGGGAACUACUGGGUGUUUGAUGCCGAAAGGCGGAUCAGGGGGCCGGAGUCCAUCAGGAAUUUGGGUCUGUAUGAGUCUGGGAUCCAAGCGGCGCUGCGCUGGGGCCAGGACUCCAACUACAACACCUACUUCUUCAAGUCAGGCAGCUACUGGAGGUUCAGCCCCCAGGAGCACCGAGUCGAGUCUGGCCCACGCAGCAUGCAGGACUGGGUCGGCAUCCCCAGCGUCGUGAACGCCGCUUUCCGAGACAUCUACGGCUACGCUCACUUCAUCCGAGGACGGCAGUACUGGAAAUUUGACCCCGUUAACAUGAACUCUUUGGAGGGCUACCCUCGCUACGUCGGCGUGGAUUUCUUUGGCUGUAGAAACAUUCGAGUCUGAGCUGGAGGAUUUUUUUUUUUUUGACAAUGAAGAGGAGGGUUUUUUUGUUUUCAUUUGAUUUUUAGAGUAAAAACAUUUGUAUGUUUGGAUUCAAGGGGAUGAGAGGAUCUCCUUUGAAUCUGUUUAUCCUUCAUUUAUUGAUACACAGAUCAAGUACACCUUCUCAGGAAAACCAAGUUGUAUUCCCUCAGACUUGGCACCUCCUGUGCAGCUAUCCUCAUAUUUAUUUUGCACAUUUUUGUCACAGUAAGGCUGAGUUCUGGGCCCUCGUUUAACGUUCUCACCUCUUUUCUCUGAGCCUAAAAGUGAGAUUUUGGUCCACAGACUGUUCUACUUAGUGCCUGUAGUCUGUGUUUUCCAUUUCAGCAGUUGUGUGUCUUCCUCAUGGAUGGACUUCGCUGACCCUUUGAGGGUCCAAAGAGCGACCUCAACGUUUGUACAUGAGCUGCUGUAGGUGGCAGUGAGAGUUUUGUUUUAACGCUGUAAUUACUAACCCAGAAAUCACUCAGCAGGAAUGUCAGCAAACAACAAUUUCAGCUACGCUUCCCUUUUUUACAGACAGGAUUGCACAUGCAGUCGCUUUCCUGCCAGCCUCACUCCCAUUAACCAUAAUUCAAAACCACAGACUGUAUAAAAAGAUGGACAGCCCACUGCUUAAUGAAGUCCCAUUGUGAAGCCUCACACUGAGCUUUUUCAACCAUUGCCAUCUUAGUUUUUUGAAAACAUGUCAUGAGUGUGUGGCAUACCCAACUUUUAUCAUCCUUUAUCACAGAUUAAGGAAACGAUGGUCAGCUUUCCCGUAGAUUUCUAUACGAUCAAACAUCUUUUUAAAGCCAGAAGAGAUGCCCCCUGCUGGCCAGUAGAAUGAAAACAGGUUUAGGGCAGAAUCAGUGACAGAGGGCGGCCCUGGCCAAGUCCAGCACCCACUGGGAGCGAGUCUGACUUAUCGCUGGAAAUGCAAAUUGAGCUGUUUGGCUCCAUACUCCUGAAGGACCUCCCAUAGGCUGCCACAAAGGACACAGUCAGAUACCUUCUCCAAGUAUACAAAACACAUGCAGACUGAUUAGGCCAGUGGUUCUCAAACUUUUUCCAUCAUGCCCCACUUUGCUGGAUGAAAUCUUUUCACGCCCCAUGCGAAGUGCGUUGGGGUGGGGGGGUCUAUGUACACAAAAGAUGGUGGAGAAUUUCGGUAGUCGCUACCUGCUAACGUGAGAAUUAAUCCGAUAGUUCUGGAUGAUUUUUCUCCCAGAUAAUUCGCGUCCCACCGUUUGAGACACCCUGGGUUAGGCAAACCCACACACCCUUGAAUAUCCUUAAGAGAGUUUCAGUCCAGCAUUCCAUGACCAGGACGAAAACCACAUUGUUCCUUCUGAACCCAGUGUUCAACUGACAGACCAGCACCCUGGCGUAAACCUUCCCAGGGAGGCCGAGUAGUGUGAGCCCCAUAUAAUUGGAAGAGACCCUCCAGUCCCCCUUCUUAAAGAUGGGAACCACCACCCCAGAGGCACCACCCCAGAUCUCCACGUGAUGUUGCAGAGACGUGUCAACCAAGACAGCCCUACAACCUCCAUUAAGGAAUUCAGGGUGAAUCUCAUCCACCCCGGGGGCCCUGCCACCAAGGAGUUGUUUAACUACCUCAGUGACCCUCGGUGUUGGGCGAGUCGUGCCCCUGUUCCCCAGACUCUGCUUCAUGGCUUGAGCUCAGCUAAACUGAGUUUAUUGAAGAGCACAAGUGGAAAGAGGUGCGCUUGAUUUAUAACACAAGAAAAAACGCAAAAGCAUCAGAGUGAAAAUUAAUGCAAAACACUAAUCCCUUUUUCCCUGAUUAUUUUGUUUUCGCAGUCUUCGGAAGCUAAAGUCGCUGAUGAAAUUAUGAUUCAUCUGGCCUUAUGUCCAUCUUUUAUAUACAGUCUAUGAUCAGAACAUACCCAGAUGUGAGACUUUUGGCCCUGAUCUUGGAAACUUUGGGCAAUUAUGGCUUUGGCAGAUGUAGUGUGGGCCAGAUGUGUAUUACAUUUGGUUUGGGCUACAUUUGGCCCAAAUUUGGGUGACCUGUGACUCAUAUAUAUGGAAGCCAGAUUCACCGACUCAGCACCAUCGCUCUUGGCCCAAACUAGGCCCAAAGAUAACUGCUGAUGUGGGCCGCGCCUGUGCCAAACAUUCAUUGCUGUCAGAUACCAAAAAUACAGUGCAGAUAGCAAAAUAUUGUGCGUUACCACAAUUUUUCAUUGAGUCGUUAUUCAGUGAAGCUUUCAUCUGAAGCUUUUCAGGCGGCUGCAUCAUGAUGAUUUAUGUCUCGUUUCCAUUGCACUUUAUCUAAUUUAAACUUUUUAUCCAUACAGUGACCAAAACCUUGCAAUAUUGUGGCAUUUUGUUAAGUUUCUAAUGUGUAUUACUUUUCAUGCACAAAUUAGAAAUGAAUGGACCAAAAACCCAAAGAGGCUACAGUUGAAGAAGUAACACUGUCACCAUUCAGUUUGCUUUGACAGAUGAAAACCACACACAGAGACACCUCCUACAGCUUUGCUAGAGAUGAAACUAGCCACCACCAAAGGUAGCCUCUGAGAUGCCAGUUAGUUUCACUUUCAGCCAGUAACAGUGGCCAUAAAUAACUUUGUUUGCUCCUCUUCAUGAGGGCCGGAGGCCUCAAACCAACUCAGGUGUGAGUCACUAAAUAACGAGUCCCGUCUCUUCUCUGGGCACAAACACGUCAAACCAACAAUGUUUUAUCAUUGUUUGUGAUUUUCAGUGUUUGCUCACUGCUGUUUGAGAGAAAGUUUUGGCAAAAUAUGAAAGAUUUCAGUUUCUUUUCUUCUCUGGUGUGAGUAUAUAUUUUAUAUAAUCUUUAAAAAAUGCCAUCGGUGCAUUAAAAUAUUGGUCAUGUUUUGAUGUCAUUCUUCUAGCACGAGGAUGUGAGGUUCUCAUUUUUUCAGUGUGCAGGCGUUUGUUGCAGGAAAAGCUGCAGGGCGCCAUCUAGAGUGCAACACUGUCAACCACCUGAGAGAGCACGGGCGCUCUGUGUGCUCUUUGCUGUGUAAUCACUAACAGGUUUAUGGGUAGCAGCGGCUGUGCACAUCAACCUGGUAAUUAAAAAAAUUAUUUUGACUCUAAAAUGUUGCAACAAUAAGAGAGUAAGAUUUGAUUGCAUUUGGACUCUGCAAAGAAAUUUAAAUUACACUGCAAAAAUCAACUUACAGAAGUGUUUAUGGGUCAAGGAGAAGUCAGAAUUUUCCAUAUUUAACAGAAAACAGAGCAAAUGCAUGAAGAUGUUAAGCAAAUACUUUCCAUCACGGCUAGAAAGCAAAAGCAUUUCAAGGACUCCUGUGACGACCCCUUUGUGGGUCUGCACCCCCAGGUUGAGAACCACUGCUCCAUCCUUUCCUGACUUUCCCUCUGCUGCGUCGCUGAUGCAGCGCUUGAAGGCUCAGUGCAGGACACUGACGAGUUGUUCCAGCUGUCAUUGUUGUUGGAAUCAUUUCUGCACCUCAGUUCAAGUGUUCACCUUUGCUUUAAAACAUAUUUAUACACAACUUAGGAAAAUGUUCCUGUAUAUACAUCUGUAAUAUUUUUGUAUCCUUUUGUAGCCUUUACUCUGUUUACUGAAAUGUAUGA
This is a messenger RNA of Archocentrus centrarchus (flier cichlid), 5157 nucleotides long. RefSeq names its product stromelysin-3-like. The record is from RefSeq and is a predicted model, not a curated record. Bases 82 to 1545 code for a protein of 487 amino acids. Gene Ontology annotation, biological process: proteolysis; collagen catabolic process; extracellular matrix organization. Gene Ontology annotation, cellular component: extracellular matrix. Gene Ontology annotation, molecular function: metalloendopeptidase activity; zinc ion binding. NCBI's taxonomy places the organism in Eukaryota, Metazoa, Chordata, Actinopteri, Cichliformes, Cichlidae. The transcript is spliced from 8 exons.